UUACCACUUAUUCUUUGCAUCUGGGUUUUGUUAAAAAAGAUCUAGGUUGUUAUGGAUUACUUACAAAAAUUUUUUAUGCUACUGCUGGUAGUUUGGUUGCAAAAACCUCCCAACAAGGCGACCAAACUUCUAUUUACUGUGCUACUAAAGAAGGGUUAGAAGAACAUGCAGGUAAAUACUUUGCAGAAUGCAAAGUAUCACUAACUUCUAAUUCUGUGUGUGGUGAUGAAGUACAGACAAAAAGAUUAUGAGACCUAAGUGAAAAAAUAACUGUUUUAUAAAAUGUUAGAAAAUCUUGAUAUCAAGGCAGUUGCUUUUCUUACGAUUGUUGUUGGUUUUAUCCUUUAUAAAAAAAUAUUCAAUGUGUUUUGCAAAGCAACAACGAGGUUGGAUGGCAAGAUUGUUAUAGUUACUGGAGGAAACACAGGCAUAGGUAAAGAAACUGUUAAAGACCUUGCAAAUAGGGGUGCUACUGUUAUAAUGGCAUGUCGUGAUAUAAAAAAAGCUGAAGCUGCUCAAGAAGAGAUAAAAAAAGAAACUCUAAAUGAAAAUGUUUUUAUAAAGUAUUUGGACUUGGGAUCUUUAAAAUCAAUAAACAAUUUUGUAAUAUCAUUUUUGAAAGAAUUUCAUGAACUUCAUAUUUUGAUUAACAAUGCUGCCAUUGUUUGUCCUUAUCAAAAAACUGAAGAUGGAUUUGAAAUGCAGUUUGGUGUAAAUCAUUUAGGACACUUUGCGUUGACAAAUUUGCUUUUAAAGCGUAUGGCAGAGACAAAAGGAUUAGUUCGGGUAAUCAAUGUAAGCUCUCAUGCUCAUUAUUUUGGCAAAAUAAAAUUUGACGAUAUCAACUCCGAAAAAAGUUAUGGAUCUCAAUCGGCAUAUGCUCAGAGUAAACUUGCUAAUAUUAUGUUUACAAAAGAAUUGCAAAGAAAGCUCUCUAAUACAAAUAUUAUAACAUUCGCUGUUCAUCCUGGGUUUGUACGUACCGAAAUAGGAAGGAAUUUCUUAUUAACUAAAAUUUUAUUUGCGGUAUUCAGUAUUUUUGCUAAGAGUCCUAAAUUAGGAGCGCAAACGUCAAUUUAUUGCGCAAUUACUGCUGGUCUUGAAAAACAUGCUGGUAAAUAUUUUGCAGAUUGCAGCGUGGCAAAAAUUCGUAACAAGGUUUGUGAUGAUGAGGGACAAACAAAAAAGUUAUGGGAGAUAAGUGAAAACAUGACGAAAAUAUCUUUUCCUCUUUGAAUUAAUUAAAACCUUAUUUUAGUAACUUUAUUAACUUUUUUUAAUUUAAAAUUAUUUAGUUUAUAACUUGUGAGUGUUAACAAUAUUGUAUAUUAUUUUUGUUGUAAUAAAU
Messenger RNA from Hydra vulgaris (swiftwater hydra), 1348 nucleotides. RefSeq names its product retinol dehydrogenase 12-like. Lineage: Eukaryota; Metazoa; Cnidaria; Hydrozoa; Anthoathecata; Hydridae. The record is from RefSeq and is a predicted model, not a curated record.